Molecule: messenger RNA, 4500 nt
Organism: Mercenaria mercenaria
Lineage: Eukaryota; Metazoa; Mollusca; Bivalvia; Venerida; Veneridae
Exons: 8
Coding region: 56-1273 (405 amino acids)
Source: RefSeq, a predicted model, not a curated record
UUCUUUCAAAUGAUAAAGAAGUAAUAGAGACAGGGAAAACCAUCUGGAAAAAGUUAUGACUGGAUAUGAGGAAGAAAUCAAAACAAGAAAAAAGAAUCAGGAGGAACAAGCCAAAGAAAUUGAGAGGCUACGGCAGUUCGAGGCUGUCCAUCCGGCUCUUAAAGAUCAACUUGCUGAACUUGAGAAUAGGCUGAGCCAAUCUGAAAGUGGAAAAUUUGAAACUGAAGACAAAUUAAUGCAAGCUGAAAAUGAGAAAAGACAACUUGGAGAAGAAAAACAAAAACUACUGCUUCGGUUAAGCAAAUUGGCUGGGGCGAAACUCACACUUGAUAACCCAAAUAUCGCCGAUCUUAGCGAUCAAAAACGGCCAACAAAAUUGGCAGAAGAAUUCGCUGAGCUGUAUGACAAUGAAUGGACUGAUGCUUUCGAAGAUGUACAAACUGAAGAUGAACGUGAAACAGCUUCAUUUAUGUUAGACUUAUUAAAGAGGGCAAAUGAGUUAUGUCAUCAAGUUUCGGAUGAGCACAUGAACAAAAUAAAGACUAGUAUAUGCAAGCUAACGAUAUCUGUAAACGAUCCUUUUGGAAGACAACCCAAAGAGCACCAUGCACAACCAGUGAACAAUGUCAGUGAUAAAAAAGAAAAGGCAGUAGCUCUACAUGUAGAGGAAACCAGUAGUUCGAAUGGAAACACAUCACGAGAACAUGCUGAACCUCAUGGUCCUUCUGUGCUUGCUCCUCAAGACACUGAUAUUGAACAAAAACAGAAUUUGGAAGAUGUUGCAGGGGACAAAUACGAAGUUACUGACAAAAUUGAACAAUUAUGUGAUAAAGAUAAAUACGAGAAAUCACUGCAGACGGAGGAGAUGCAUGAAGUUAUCUAUGACUUCAAUACCUUCCCAACCGACGGGAAGAAAACAAUCAUGGAGCUACGAAAGUUUGUCGAAGUGACCUUGUCUGAUCGAUUCGAAACGAUUGCUACAGACGUAAUUUCGAGGAAAAGUCGCAUUUACAAUAACCCACAGAAUAAAGUUCUGAAAUAUAUCGCAAAAUGUGUAAAUAUUUGUUGGUCUAUGUGUCGACAAGAACCUACUGUAAAAAUCGACUUUCCAGAAGAACAAGGUGACAUGCACUUUGAUACCGGUGUCUACAAAGCGUAUACAAAAUCAGGCAGACUCAUAGACUAUAUUGUAUGGCCAGCUGUAUAUUUGCAUGAGAAUGGACCUUUAUUAUGUAAAGGAGUUGCUCAGGGAAAGAACGGAAACAAAAAUUGAGAAAUUCAUUAAAUUUGAAAGUAUGUUAAAUGUUAUUGCGCUUACGAAAUGUUACUCCUGUCUUUUUCCCAUGAUCUUUUUUGUUCUCAAACAGUGUCUCGUCCAUACUUUUUGAUGAAAAAAAAAAUAGAAAAUAUCAAAAAUGCACGUACUUUGUGACACUGAUGAAUAAUGUGGGAAAAAAAGACGUUUUGUAACUAGAUUUUCAAUAUUAUUUUCAUUGACUUAUUUCAAUAUAAAGAUAAAGCACAGUUAUUACAGGUUAUACUUACAGGGAGACAUUUUAUGUCAUAAUAUGAAUUUGAUACAUGAUCGUGGAAUGGUUGAACUGGGAGGCUAGAAAAGGGAAAGAAAAAGGGGGCGUUUUGCCAUAUACGUUUUAACACCUAUUUUGAAAAGGACUGUUUUGUAAACUAAAGAGGAGUCACUUGAAAUUGUGUUUUAACCUUAAUUUUGAUAAAGUCCAAUUCCUUUUCAUAUAUCUAGAAUUAACAGCUGUAGUCGUGUGAAUGGGUUUUUGCUAAAAUCUGUUGUUGUUUUUUUAAUUUGUUGUAUUUUUGUGACAUUCCCAGAAAAAGAAGUGUUCAUAGCAUCACAAAAAAUGCUGAGUUUGUUGUGCUUUAGUUGCAUUUAAACAAUUUGUUUCAUUACAGUCAAGUGGUUUAAGACUUAUACUGGGCAUAUCCUGAUGUAAAGGUUGCGGAACAUAUCAUUAUCCCGGUAUUAUUCGUAUUUGUUAUGAUGUUCAUACUAUUUUGUACGCUUUUAUUGUUUAUCAUUUGCAUUCACACAACAUUUCCUGAUUUUUUUACUGAUGGUAAAAAUGUAAAACAAGUGCUUUUUGCGUUUGUUAUGGAUAAAACAUACCAACCAUAUUAUGUCAUUAUUAAAUCUAAGAGCAAUGUAAAGCAAUGCAUAUUGCUCUCAGAGUUAUGGAAAUAUUUUUGUUUAAAAUCUGACCGGAAACCUUUUUUUCAGUGAUUAGGGAACCAUAAUUUAUUUUUCAUUAUAUUAAAGCCAUAAUGUUUUGUGGCUUUUUUUCAAGCAAAUCCAGACAGAAUAUUCUUUUUUUUUCAAAAAAGAAAAAACCAACUGGUCGACCCCUAAAGCUGCUUAUAUCUAACUUUUCCCUAUUAUUGUCUAGCACACAUCUUACUAUUUUAUAAUUCUAGUUCUAAAUUCUACUGAUUGGAAAACUGAACAAUUUAGUUUUGCCUUGAGAAAAGUUAUCAAUCAUUCUCAUAGCCCGCCCGCUUAGCUCAGUAGGUAGCGGUGGUCUACGGAUCGCGGGGUCGUGAGCUCGAUCCCCUGGCGGGGUGUAUGUUCUCCGUGACUAUUUGAUAAACGACAUUGUGUCUGAAAUCAUUAGUCCUCCACCUCUGAUUCAUGUGGGGAAGUUGGCAGUUACUUGCGGAGAACAGGUUUGUACUGGUACAGAAUCCAGAAACACUGGUAAGGUUAACUGCCGCCGUCACAUGACCAAAAUACUGUUGAAAAACGGCGUUAAACCCAAAGCAAACAAACAAACAUUCUCAUAGUACAACUAUAUGAUUUUAGAUGAAACGCAUGUUCUUCUUUUAUGUUGUAUUUGAAUUACCCAAUGGUCUAGCUGACAUGGAGACUAUCAUAACUAGCCUGACCCCGACAUACACAUUUAUGCAUAGCUUUAUUUUUUAAUUUUAUUGUUUGGAUGUAGGGGGGAUAUCAAUCUGUCGUGAAUUCGAAACUGCUAUUGUUUUUUUUUUUUUUUGUAUUUUUCCCCCCCCCAAAUGUUGAUCAUCGGGCAGUGUUUAUGGUAUUGCUGAUGCUACAGAUGGUAGAUGCCUUGGAGGGGAGUUUGGGUUUUAUAUGCUGACCGACUGUGGUGUUUGGGCUACAAUAAUCGAACUUUUGGUUUUACAGCUUAAGGUAGUUCUGCACGUUCUGAUAGUUUUCCUGCAAUAUAGAACUUUACUAAACUAUGAUUUAUACAAUCUUCAGAAUAUACUUAGAAAGUUCGGCAAACCAAAAAAGAUAGGGCGAUGUGUUAAUUCUUUGCUUAACUGAUUGGAAGAGACCUCACGCAAAUUUCAUGAGAGUCUAUGGGAAACAUCACAAUUUGAUGACAUUUUAGCAAAUGUAUUUUUUUUUCUGUAAUGUAGAUAAUAACUGAAACUUCCCAAAUGUGUAAAUAAACAUAUAUGCUAUAGUAAGGUAAAAUAAAAUUUAUAGGUCAAUGUGCUUGUUAUUUUCUUUUUUUUUAAGAUAUGUACCUACAGUCGCGCAUUUCAGGCUGAUUUUAAGACAUUAUUCAGAAACAUUUAAUGUGUCAAGAUAAUAACGUAGUCGUUUUACUAACUUUACUCACGAAUCGCCAUUGAUUCAUGAAAUAAUUUUCGUUUCCAUAUACUGAGUCCAGGCUUUAAUCAUCUUUAUCCUAAUAAAUGACGUUAUGUCAGUACUUCCGUUUUAUCAAACUUGCAGAACUAUUUAAAAAUGUUCACUUUAUUUCAGAUUAUACCAUUGUCGAACGUGCAUGUACACCAAACUCGUGAAACUACUAAAAACUACUGUAUAAAUAUGCUGGUUGCUUUACAUUAUAAACUAAUGUUGAAACCUUAGACAUUUUAGACCGACCAGUUGGGGCUGGAAUGAAAUGAUUGUUUGUUUGUUCGUUUUGGGUUUAACGCCGUUUUUCAACAGUAUUUUAGUCAUGUAACGGCGGGCAGUUAACCUAACCAGUCUUCCUGGAUUCUGUACCAGUACAAACCUGUUCUCCGCAAGUAACUGCCAACUUCCCCACAUGAAUCAGAGGCGGAGGACUAAUGUAUUAGAUACAAUGUCGUUUAUCAAAUAGUCACGGAGAACAUACGCCCCGCCCGAGGAUCGAACUCACGAUCCGCGAUCCGUAGACUUAUUAUUCAUUUUACUUACUGAGCUAAGCGGGCGGUUACAAAUGAAUCCUGAUAGAUACUGAUAUGGUCAUGUGAGAUAUUUCAUUAAAGAACCAGAGUUAGAAUCUGGAAGCAGGAAGGUUUCCCUAUUUUACAGCUUUGAUUGUUCCAAUACCUGGUGCAACUGCUGGAAUCUUUUGAAUUUCUGUGAAAUAAAGAAGUGCUUUAAAUACAUAUAUUUUAAUUAAAAAGGUAAACGAGAUAAUGCAAAAACUCUUUAAUGUUCAAACUGGAAUGUGUUUGUUUUUCUUUGGAUACGUUUUAUCUACUUUCAUUAAAAAUAUAUGAACGGUU